Rhodamnia argentea is the source of this 1285-nucleotide messenger RNA. RefSeq names its product protein WVD2-like 3. The transcript is spliced from 6 exons. Bases 188 to 1111 code for a protein of 307 amino acids. The record is from RefSeq and is a predicted model, not a curated record. Lineage: Eukaryota; Viridiplantae; Streptophyta; Magnoliopsida; Myrtales; Myrtaceae.
CCAAUGAAAGGGCCUUUCUUGCUUCCUGUGAUUUGACAUGAAAUCUUGCCAUGUCGAAAGGGGCUACUAACCUGAUACUUGCAAUAACCUAUACAGCUUUGCCCACUCAACUGCAACAUAAGGACAGCUUAACAUUCAUUUUGGCAAAUGCCAAAUCUCUCUCAUCCGAUCCCAUCCCAUCACACAUAUGGAGGUCACUGAAGAUACAAAAGUUGCUCCCCAUCGAGAUCGGCCCAAAGAAGGCGGUGCGGAAACAGAAGAUGGGGUAGUCGAGGAUAAGACCGUUCCACAUCUUGAAGAUGAGCACUCACUGGAGGACUUGAAAGGCAGAGAUCUUCAAAUCAAAACAGGGAAGGAGACUAUAAAGGAGGAGUACAAGGCACUGGAUGCUCGUAAUGCCGGAGAAAGCCAAAAAGAUCCAGUGAAGAAACCAAAAGAAGCUGCAAAACAAAAGGCAAAAGUCACUGUUCCUCAACCAUUCUCUUUGGCCACUGAGAGGAGAAUGUCGCGAGAAAGACGAGCAUCAGGUGAUUUUUCAUCUUCUACGGAGAAAAAGGCACGAAGAGAAAGACGAGGCUCAGCUGAUUUUACCAACCUGCAGCCAAAACUAUCCAAAUCAAAUAGUCUAAACAAGCCCCACUUCCCUUCAGGCGCCAGAGAAACACACAAGCCGGGGCAUGAAAACUCAGCUACUGCCACCAUUAAAAGAACCCUCACGUCCAAAGCUGCGGGCCGCCGAGAGGGUGACAACAAAGAAGAGGUUGGAGUUAAGAACCAGAGCAAAGUGAAGGGGAUCAAGGAGGCAAAGAGCAACUCACAAGUGCCUAUGAAGAAAGGAGAAACGGCAGAGACUCGCAAACUCGGAAAUAGCUCGACAUUCAAAGCAUUGCCCCUACCAAGUUUCUACCACAAGAAUGAUCCCACAGCAAAAUCAAGUACAAAAAAGGUUUCAUCGACCAGCCCCAAGUCUCCUCUGCCUUGCCAGAGGAGCAAGCAUCCGAACUCGGACUCCGAUGCCCAGAAGAAGACCAUAAGCAACAGCGCCAAACAGACCAUAAACAAGCUGCUGAAGAGCGCCGGCAAGGCUCUGAAUCCUUCCAAGGAGAGGUAAAGAGUGUCGUAGUGACCAGAUGAGCGGAUUCCUGCAUUUUUAUUCUCCUUUAUGUUUAUGUCCCUUGGAUUCGGGUUUCAUCGAUCAGGCGUACGAAAUGGAUUUGUAUCGUGUCAUUCUCUCUCGCGUGAGUCACGGAAACUGAUGAUGAAUCCUUGCUAUUCCGGUAAGAGA